CUCUCUCCCCGGUUUAAACACACUGCUGCGGUGGAAGCAAGACAAAGGGAGAGCUAGUGGAGCGGCGCGCUCACCGCCCAAGCAGCAAGCGAAGCAAAGCAACCGCCCCGACACCGCGGCUAGGGUUUCCGCCUCGGUCGGGCAUUGCGGAGGCCGCAAGCCACGCCCUCCCCGGUGCGGCGGGCGGCGGGGGUGACCCCCACGAGCGGCGUCGGCUGCUGAUUUGGAUGGUGGGUUGCGGCGCCGGGGCUCAGAUCUGAGAUGGCCGACGGCGGGGGCGAGGAGGGGAAUGCUUCGGCGCACAAGGGCUCCGCGCGCCGCCGGGGGGCGGUGCAGGCGGGCAUGGACGCGGACGAGCUCCUCACGCUCAUGCACGGCUCGGAUCCCGUCAAGGUCGAGCUCACCCGGCUGGAGAAUGAAGUGAGGGAUAAGGAUAGGGAGCUGGGUGAGGCGCACGCGGAGAUAAAGGCGCUGCGGCUGUCGGAGAGGGCGCGAGAGAAGGCCGUCGAGGAGCUCACUGCUGAACUUGAGAAAGUGGAUGGAAAACUCAAGUUGACAGAGUCUCUCCUUGAAACCAAAAACUUAGAACUUAAGAAAACAAAUGAUGAGAAAAAAGCUGCUAUGGCUGCUCAGUUUGCAGCCGAAGCAACGCUACGAAGGGUACAUGCAGCCCAGAAAGAUGAUGAUAUGCCACCUAUUGAAGCCAUUCUUGCACCACUUGAAGCAGAGCUAAAGCUUUCUAGGCAAGAGAUUGCAAAGCUCCAGGAUGACAAUAGAGCUUUAGACCGUUUGACGAAGCAAAAGGAGGCAGCAUUGCUAGAAGCAGAAAGGACUGUACAAAUCGCAAUGGCAAAAGCUGCUAUGGUUGAUGACAUGCAAAACAAGAACCAAGAGUUGAUGAAGCAAAUUGAAAUUUGCCAGGAAGAAAAUAAGAUCUUGGACAGGUUGCACCGCCAAAAAGUUGCAGAAGUAGAAAAGCUUAGUCAAACUGUGAGAGAGCUGGAAGAGGCUGUUCUACAAGGCGGUGCAGCUGCCAAUGCUGUUAGAGAAUACCAACGGAAAGUUCAAGAAAUGAAUGAAGAAAAGAAAAUUCUGGACCGGGAGCUUGCUCGGGCUAAAGUUACUGCAAACAGGGUCGCUGUUGUAGUUGCAAAUGAGUGGAAAGAUGCUAAUGACAAAGUAAUGCCUGUUAAACAGUGGCUUGAAGAGCGAAGGUUCAUGCAGGGUGAGAUGCAGCAGCUUCGUGACAAACUUGCUAUUGCAGAGCGAACAGCCCGAUCUGAAGCUCAACUAAAGGAAAAGUAUCAGUUGCGCCUAAAGGUUUUAGAAGAUGGAUUGAGGGGUCCACCAAGUGGUUCUAGUCGGCCUCCUACAGAAGGAAAGAGUACAAGUAAUGGACCUCCCCGACGGCUUUCACUAGGUGGUGCUGAUAGUAUGUCCAAAGCUUGUCCAAACGGUGCGUUAAUGAGGAGGUCUCCAUCUUUCAAUUCAAGAUCCUCUCUCACAACCAGCAGCAGUUUGGUCCUGAAGCAUGCAAAAGGAAGUUCAAGGUCAUUCGAUGGUGGUACCAGGUCGUUAGACCGGGGAAAAGUUCUUGGGAACGGACCGCAGUCACUCAAUAGAUCCACUGAUGCUUUUAAAGAUUGUGAAACAGCUGAUAAUUGGAAGGCUGAUGCGGAAGAAAAAAACAAUGAAACCACAAAUAGUGAUUCAUGCGAUAUGGUAUCUGGCGUACUCUAUGACAUGCUGCAAAAAGAGGUAGUUUCUUUGAGAAAGGCAUGCCAUGAGAAAGACCAAAGUCUGAAGGACAAGGAUGAUGCAAUAGAGAUGUUAGCAAAGAAAGUAGAUACAUUAAAUAAAGCAAUGGAAGUGGAAGCUAAAAAGAUGAGGCGGGAGAUAGCUGCUAUGGAGAAGGAAUUUGCUGCGGUGCGCCUUGAGAAGGAACAAGAAAGCAAAUCUAAACGACUUGGUAAUUCAAAAGGACCUGGAACUUCUUCUCAGACGGUUUCUGGAAGAACUGCACCACGGGGUGGAUUGGCGCGCAACCUCCAAUAGCAUACCGCUAACAUCAGGCAGGCACGGAAUUCGUUGAUAGGCAGGCUUCAUUUCCUAUUAUAUUUCUUCCCCUGUUCUUAUUCCUUUUGUGAUGAAAUAGCACAGAUGACCCUGCGAUACCUAGAUUGGGGAAAAGAGUAGGUUUGCAUCUGACACGACUUGCAUUUAAUGUAGUGAAGGUAAUCCUUCGGUGGGUGAGGUUUAACCUUGUGGCGCGCUCUCAUUUUGUCGAGGCAGUGCUGCUGAGGUUGUAUAGGUUGGACGAUCCCGUGCCUUUUCUUCUAUAUGUAGUUGACCUAGUGUGUUUGGUUUUGCAUGUUCGGGUUGUGAAUAUCACUGUAUUUUGCUAUGGCCUCGUUUCUGAUCCGUUUGUUCGCCCUUGGUUGGGCAGGACUUGGUUCUUGGAAACCGUUUGUACCUUGUACUACCAUCUUGUUCCACGUCGAGCUGAAUCAAAAUGGAGUGUUUUGUCAUU
This is a messenger RNA of Panicum virgatum (switchgrass), 2530 nucleotides long. Its product is annotated as microtubule-associated protein 70-2-like. The transcript has 11 exons. The record is from RefSeq and is a predicted model, not a curated record. Bases 262 to 2055 code for a protein of 597 amino acids. Gene Ontology annotation, biological process: cytoskeleton organization. Gene Ontology annotation, molecular function: microtubule binding. Lineage: Eukaryota; Viridiplantae; Streptophyta; Magnoliopsida; Poales; Poaceae.